AGCUUUUAGGCAGAUUCUUAACUAAACUAGUUUGUAAACAAACCUUGAUCAGGAUUCUGUAGUUGUAAUAUAUAUUUUUUUCUUCCCGGGGGUUAUCCCCAAUGGAAAGAAGUGAUUCGAGUUAGUUUGCUAUUUGUCCCGGUUAUCAUGGUCGUGAUACAAGAUUUGCCCAGAAAUUGUGACAAUAUGGACAAUGGCCCCCUAACGGAUGCAUAUAAAUGAGAUAGAAAAUUUGACCUUUUCCUCCCCCAUUUUGUAUUGAUACAGGCCUCAAAGAAUGGGGUAUGUUUAGCAAUUGUGCAACUGAAUUGUUCAGUCCUUUAGAAUUCAUCAAGAUUGUAUCCUCGGGCCAUGACCUUUGCACAAUUGUUACGGGUUGGCUAAAAUAAUUCAAUAAUCCAUCAUCUCCAUCAAAUGUGAAAGAUGGGAGAAUGGAUGAUGGUAUCAUGGUAGUAACUCAUUUAAGAAAAACAAAAAAAAAAAGGAAUUCAAUUAAUUGAUUUUGGUCGAAUGUACGCAUGCAUGCAUGCAAGAAUUGGAAAUGAGAUGGUGUGUAUAAUUCGGAAGUAGUAUUUGGGGUUUGCAUGCAAGCAGGAAUUUAUAUUGAUUGAUUCAACGUAAUGAAGCGAAACUAAUCAAAUGAUGCAUACAGAAUAUCAAACACUCAAAUGUAACGGAGAUUGAUUUAGAAUAUGCUUAGUUUAUAAAUAUGGUGUCGUUUUGGCGUUUCCCUACUCAUAGCACGUGUAAAAAUAAUAAUAGGUAAAAUACUGAGUACAGGCCUAAAGCCAACAUUCUCUGCGGCAACCUCUUUAUCAUGCCGAAAACGGUUGGCCUUUAAUUAGCACUUCCUCCUGCCCGGUGACCUCAAAAUGAAUGAAACCGAAUCGGAGAAGCAGACAAAACAAAAGCCCUGACAACACCAACAAAACAGCUGUGCAUACUACACACACCUGCACUGUCCCUGUCCGGCCGCUUUCGCUCUUUGUACGGACCCCCCAUAUCAUCCUCGACAUUCUAAACUCAGCUUAGACGCCCACUAUCGUGCCCAAUUUAUUCCCUCCCUCCGCGUGUCCCCCCUUCCCUUCGAGACAGAGACCCCUGUUACCUCCCCUCUUUAUAAACACAUUCCAUCAUCUCUCUCUCUCUCUCUCUCUCUCUCUCUCACAUAGAAACGGUACUGUACGUGUGAAUGAAAAUGGAGAGAGGCUUUGAUACUAGUUUCGCCGGCGGCGAGGGCUGUGAAGAUGGUAGCUUCAAUGCCAUGUUCUCCGGCGUCAGCCUUCAGUCACUUCUCACUGACAAUACCCUACUUCCUUUCUACGCUGACUACUUCCCCCCACUCGAAGAUGUGAACUGCUCCACGCCCACUACGACGUCCUUUCCUUUCUCCUUCUUCAGCGAGGAUUAUCCCAGCAGUCAUAACUGCCACCGACUUGGAGUUGGAGAAGCACACCUCAACUUCAACAACAACAAUGAAGAUUCGGAGGACAACAAGAAGCUCAAGCUCCCCAAAAGCGAACCCCUUCCCUACGAGCAGUUCGAUACCGAGUCGACUCACUCUCCGCCAUUCCAUUUCUUAACCAACUCACCAGUACCCUCUCAUGAUCAGCUCAAAUGCUCCUCAGUCUUCCCACACUUACCCUUCCUACAGUCACUCGAACACUCCCAUUCCCAACCCCAACCCCAACUAUAUCCUUCUGCGUCAGUCUUGCCAUCCAAACGCCUCAGACUCGACUCGACGACAACCACCAACUCCCAAACCCUAGAGUCAAUCGUUCAGAGCUGCUACCAUUACCACGUUCCCAACCUUAACCUCAACCUGAAUCCUCCUCCGGUCGUUCUCUCAUCCCAACCGGCGGUUAUGCCCCACAGCAAGCUGGCGAGCCGGCGGCGUCAGAAGGUGAGCGAGAAGACCCAGAGCUUGCGUAAGUUGAUGCCGUGGGACACCAAGAUGGACAUGGCCACCAUGCUCGAGGAGGCCCACAAGUAUGUGAAGUUCCUUCAGGCCCAACUCAAGGCCCUCCAGACCAUGCCCUCCUCCUCCUCAUUCUCGGCCUUCACGCCGGCCCAGAGUUUAUACAGCGGCGUGUUCGGAGGCCUGGGUAGGCUGACCCGGAACCAGAUUCUCCAGGUGCUGGUGAACUCCCCCGUGGCCCAGACCAUGCUCUACUCGCAAGGCUGCUGCGUGUUCGCCGCCGAGCAGAUGGCUUUGCUCGGGAAAAUUGCCGAGAGGAAGCUUCUUUUCCAGCAGCAGCAGAAUGUGGCAUUCAACCAUUCUUCAACUUCCAGUUCCAGGAGGUUCUUUCUUCCAUGAGCGAGCGAGGCGGCGCGUGUAACGCACUUGCUGUCACUUUCUUGGGUGGUUGCUGUUUUGGCGGAUAUUGCUCUGCUUCUGAGAGUUUAACAGUUUCAGGUCCCUUUCCUUUUCAUUUAGGACUUUUGGAUGUUUGGAUGUUCUUUUUUUCUUUUUUGUUUUGGUUUUUGGAUAGAGAACAAAGACAGUUAACUACAAGUAAA
Messenger RNA from Carya illinoinensis, 2520 nucleotides. Its product is annotated as transcription factor bHLH117. Gene Ontology annotation, molecular function: DNA-binding transcription factor activity; protein dimerization activity. Gene Ontology annotation, biological process: regulation of DNA-templated transcription. The record is from RefSeq and is a predicted model, not a curated record. The coding region runs from base 1193 to 2317 and encodes 374 amino acids. The transcript has a single exon. Lineage: Eukaryota; Viridiplantae; Streptophyta; Magnoliopsida; Fagales; Juglandaceae.